Molecule: messenger RNA, 1719 nt
Organism: Notolabrus celidotus (New Zealand spotty)
Lineage: Eukaryota; Metazoa; Chordata; Actinopteri; Labriformes; Labridae
Product: tubulin alpha chain
Exons: 5
Coding region: 212-1594 (460 amino acids)
Biological process (GO): mitotic cell cycle; microtubule cytoskeleton organization
Cellular component (GO): cytoplasm; microtubule
Molecular function (GO): structural constituent of cytoskeleton; GTP binding
Source: RefSeq, a predicted model, not a curated record
GACGGUGAUAAGUCCGUUCGUCCGUUCGUCACAGUUUAACCGUCGAAAAAGGAAUCCACUGUAGGUGUUUAACGUUCAUUGGUACACGGACAGGUCUUUAACACUUCACUGUGGCUGGAGUGAGCCCAUGGCAUUCCCGGACUCUCCUUCAGUCCUGGAUAGGAAAAUGAAGGAAUAAUAACGAGAGACCACAACAAGAAACCACCUCAAAAUGUAUCACCUCCCAUUCACAGCAAGUAAAAGUCGUGAGUGUAUUUCUAUGCAUGUCGGCCAAGCCGGAGCCCAGAUGGGCAAUGCCUGCUGGGAGCUGUAUUGCCUGGAACAUGGGAUCCAGCCGGAUGGACAGAUGCCUAGUGACAAGACAAUCGGUGGAGGAGAUGACUCUUUCAAUACUUUCUUCAGCGAGACAGGGGCAGGAAAGCAUGUUCCCAGAGCCAUCUUUGUUGACCUGGAACCAACUGUUAUUGAUGAGGUCCGUACAGGAACCUACCGGCAGCUGUUCCACCCUGAGCAGCUGAUUACAGGAAAAGAAGAUGCUGCCAACAAUUACGCCCGAGGACACUACACCAUUGGCAAGGAGAUCAUUGAUCUGGUUCUAGACAGGACUCGUAAACUGGCUGACCAGUGCACAGGCCUGCAGGGAUUCCUCAUCUUCCACUCCUUUGGUGGAGGCACAGGCUCAGGUUUCACCUCUCUGCUCAUGGAGAGACUCUCUGUUGAUUAUGGUAAAAAGUCCAAGCUUGAGUUUGCCGUCUACCCAGCCCCCCAGGUCUCCACAGCUGUCGUGGAGCCAUACAACUCCAUCCUUACCACCCACACCACCCUGGAGCACUCCGACUGUGCCUUCAUGGUGGACAAUGAGGCCAUCUACGACAUCUGCCGCAGGAACCUGGAUAUCGAGAGGCCCACUUACACCAACCUGAACAGGCUCAUUGGCCAGAUUGUGUCUUCAAUCACAGCCUCCCUUCGCUUUGACGGAGCUCUGAAUGUUGACCUGACAGAGUUCCAGACCAACUUGGUGCCAUACCCUCGUAUCCACUUCCCACUGGCCACCUAUGCUCCUGUCAUCUCUGCAGAGAAAGCCUACCAUGAGCAGCUGUCUGUAGCUGACAUUACCAAUGCCUGCUUCGAGCCAGCCAAUCAGAUGGUGAAGUGUGAUCCUCGUCAUGGUAAAUACAUGGCCUGCUGUCUGCUGUAUCGUGGUGAUGUGGUGCCAAAAGAUGUCAACUCUGCCAUCGCUGCCAUCAAGACCAAGCGCACCAUCCAGUUUGUGGACUGGUGUCCUACUGGCUUCAAGGUGGGCAUCAACUACCAGCCUCCAACUGUGGUUCCUGGAGGAGACCUGGCCAAGGUGCAGAGGGCUGUGUGCAUGCUGAGCAACACCACAGCCAUCGCUGAGGCCUGGGCCCGCCUUGACCACAAGUUUGAUCUCAUGUAUGCCAAGAGAGCCUUUGUCCACUGGUAUGUUGGGGAGGGAAUGGAAGAAGGAGAGUUCUCAGAGGCCAGAGAAGACAUGGCUGCCUUGGAGAAGGAUUAUGAAGAGGUUGGCACUGACAGCAUGGGAGAGGAGGACGAAGAAGGAGAGGAAUAUUGAAGAGCCAAAAAUUGCCUGGGCUUUACCAUCACGCAUUCCAAAAGUUAUCAUGAAAGUUUCACAUUCCCAUCAACAUUCUGAUAACCUGUGGUGGUGAAAUGACAGUAUUAUCAAUAAAAAAGUUC